Spirodela intermedia is the source of this 741-nucleotide messenger RNA. The record is from the annotation of a GenBank genome assembly. Lineage: Eukaryota; Viridiplantae; Streptophyta; Magnoliopsida; Alismatales; Araceae.
AUGGCCUACAGGGCAGAGGACGAAUAUGAUUACCUCUUCAAGGUGGUGCUCAUCGGCGACUCCCGCGUUGGCAAGUCGAACCUCCUGUCCCGUUUCACCAAGAAUGAGUUCAGCGCCGAGUCCAAGUCCACCAUUGGCGUCGAGUUCGCCACCCCCAGCAUCCACGUCGAAAGCAAGGUCAUCAAGGCCCAGAUUUGGGACACCGCUGGCCAAGAGAGGUCCAUCUCUCUUCCCACACCCUCCUUCCCGGUCUCUCUUCGUAAUCUCUUCUCUCUUUCUAUCCCUCUCGUCUUCUUCGAAGAAGAUACAGAGCCAUCACCAGAGCGUACUACAGAGGGGCCGUGGGGGCCCUGCUGCUCUACGACGUGACCAGGCAAAUCACCUUCGAGAACGUGGAAAGAUGGCUCACGGAGCUCCGGAGCCACAGACGCGAGCACAGUUACCAUGCUUGUCGGUAACAAGGCCGACCUGCGCCACUUGCGCGCCGUCGCCGCCGAGGACGCCCAGUCCUUUGCUGAGAGGGAGAAGAGUUUCUUCAUGGAGACCUCCCCCCUCGAGUCCGUCAACAUGGAGAGCGCCUUCACAGAGGUGCUCUCCCACAUCCAUCGCGUCGUCAGUAGGAGGGCUCUGGAGGCCGCCGGGAACGACCCCGGCGAGGCUGCUCUGAGGGGUCAGACCAUCAGCGUCAACAUCAAGGAAGAUGUCUCCGCCACGAAGAAACCCCCCUGCUGCCCUUCUUAG